GCCUGCAGAUUGGAAUCGCGCAGAAUGCCGCUUUGACUGCGGGCGCCUCGCAGUUGUUGUGCCUCCACUGCCUUCGGGUGUAUGCGCAGCUCAGCUGCUGCAGCAGCAAAAACAUCUAACUUCAAUACCUAUUCCUGUACAGGGUGAGGAAUAA
Eimeria acervulina is the source of this 154-nucleotide messenger RNA. RefSeq lists its product as hypothetical. The annotation marks the transcript as partial. The record is from RefSeq and is a predicted model, not a curated record. Lineage: Eukaryota; Apicomplexa; Conoidasida; Eucoccidiorida; Eimeriidae. The transcript has a single exon.